Talpa occidentalis (Iberian mole) is the source of this 3510-nucleotide messenger RNA. RefSeq names its product BRF2 RNA polymerase III transcription initiation factor subunit (gene BRF2). Bases 157 to 1422 code for a protein of 421 amino acids. The transcript is spliced from 4 exons. The record is from RefSeq and is a predicted model, not a curated record. NCBI's taxonomy places the organism in Eukaryota, Metazoa, Chordata, Mammalia, Eulipotyphla, Talpidae. Gene Ontology annotation, cellular component: nucleus; transcription preinitiation complex. Gene Ontology annotation, biological process: transcription initiation at RNA polymerase II promoter; transcription preinitiation complex assembly. Gene Ontology annotation, molecular function: RNA polymerase II general transcription initiation factor activity; TBP-class protein binding.
CAGGGAAGAGGGAGCUGCGUACCUAUACGGCGAUCGCUCUGGCCGGAAAAAGGAGGUGCAGCGCUUAGAACUUUCCCCUACUAGUUCUACGUACUGUGGUUUUUACCGACGUAGGGGGCGACCCGAUAGUUUCUGCAGCACUGGCCAGGUUAUGAGAUGCCGGCCGGAGGCCGCUGCCCCGACUGCGGCUCCACUGAGCUCGUGGAAGACUCACAUUACUCGCAGAGCCAGCUGGUUUGCUCCGACUGCGGCUGCGUGGUCACCGAGGGGACCCUUACCACCACCUUCAGCGACGAGGGCAACCUCCGAGAAGUAACAUAUUCCCGAAGCACAGGGGAAAAUGAACAAGUUAGUCGCAGCCAGCAACGAGGCCUCCGCCGAGUGAGAGAUCUCUGUCGAGUUCUGCAGUUGCCAUCAACAUUUGAAGACACAGCAGUUGCCUAUUACCAACAGGCAUACCGACACUCUGGCAUCCGGGCUGCCAGGCUACAAAAGAAGGAGGUGUUGGUUGGGUGCUGUGUCUUAAUCACUUGCCGGCAGCAUAACUGGCCCCUGACCAUGGGAACCAUCUGCACCCUGUUGUAUGCAGAUUUGGAUGUAUUUUCUGGCACCUACUUGCAGCUAGUCAAGCUUCUAGGGCUGGAUGUGCCAUCUCUGUGCUUGGCAGACCUGGUGAAGACCUACUGUAGCAGCUUCAGACUGUUCCAGGCCUCCCCCUCUGUGCCAGCCAAAUACGUGGAAGACAAGGAGAAGAUGCUGUCACGAACAUUGCAGUUGGUGGAGCUGGCAGACGAGACGUGGCUGGUCACCGGGCGGCAUCCCUUGCCUGUGAUCACUGCUGCUACUUUCCUGGCUUGGCAGUCACUGCAGCCUUCAGAUCGUCUCACAUGUUCCCUUGCCCGAUUUUGUAAAUUGGCCAAUGUGGAUCUGCCCUACCCUGCUUCCUCCCGCUUGCAGGAAUUGCUGGCUGUGCUGCUGCAGAUGGCAGAGCAACUGGCCUGGUUGCAGGUUUUGAAACUCAACAAACGGUCUGUGGUUAAGCACAUUGAUGACCUUCUCCAGCACCGCCACACAUUGGUCCGCAAGGCCUUUCGGGAUGGAACAGCAGAGCCGGAGUCCCAGAAGGGGGAGCCUCAGGGACUGGGGCAAGGACAGGAAAAAGGAAAAGAGGAGGUGGGAAGUAGUUCCUUAGAUUUGCCUGAGGGAAAGCGACCACCUAGUCCUGCCCUUCUCCUGCCACCCUGCAUGUUGAAGCCCCCAAAGCGGGUCUGUCCCCCACCCUCUGUCUCCACAAUCACUGGUGAUGAGAACAUUUCUGAUAGUGAAAUAGAGCAGUAUCUGCGUACCCCUCAGGAAGUGAGGGACUUUCAGAGGGCUCAAGCUGCUAGACAGGCUGUCGCAAAUGUUUCUAACCCUCCAUAAUGUACAUUCAUUGGUGGUACCUCACCCAUUCUUAUAGCAGUUUGAUCAUAGGCCUGUCAUAUCCAGAGUAAUGAGUCUGUGUGAGUUCUUGUUUAAAGGGACCAUUUCAUUGCACCCCAGGUCCUACAGUAGCAGUCGGGGAAUGCUGGGACAGGUGGGUUGGGAAGAGUCCCAUCCUUGGGUGUCAGAGAGCAAGUUGCAUAUAUGCAUGUUCUGUGGGAUGGCUUUCCUUAGAUGACGGGGAGAAUGGCAGGCUCUCCUGGUUUGAAUUGGACACACUGCAGCUGCAGGCCUGAUGGGGCCUCCCUGUUGGCGUGGGACAGUUGGCAUUCCUGCUAACAACCCUCCGAGGAACUGGGAGACUCUGGGCCUGUGUCCCUUUGCAGGUGUUGGUGGGCUUGUGUGUGGUGUCAUGAUAUCCUCUACCUCAUAACAAAAGGACCGUGGGUGGACUAGAGUUAUAGCUUAAAGGGUUUUGCAAAAUUUUAAUAUAUUAAAACAAGAGGCAUCUGCUAGAAAACAUUCUAUUGUAUAAAACCCGAGCCUUUAAAAACAUGUUUUCUUUGGCACUUAUGUCCCCUCCCUCCCCUUUCCCCAGCGUAUUGCAAAAAGCUCUCCAGUGCUAAGGCAUUGGCAGGGUAUGUAAACAGCAGCCAGCAUAUGUGGAAGAAUAAUACAAAGCUUUUUUUCCUCUGUCUAAUAUUGUCUGUGCAGCAAGCAUAAAUAACAGGAUCCCUCUGGGCCAGUGGGUUUUCUCCCCUCUCCUAUGUCUUUUGCCUUGGUGAUCAGACUGGGGGGAGGGGAGGCAUACAGUUGGGGAGGGGGCCUGGCCCAGGCCUAGUUUUCCUGUUGUUCAUAAGUCCAAGUUUCCCUCCACUUUCAUUGGGUCCUAUAGUAAAUGGCUGGUGGUUGCUUUUAAGUUGGGAAAAAUGUGAAUGCUGGUAUUUAAAAAUCUUGAAGGCAUGGGCCCCAGGUGAGCUGCAGGGACCCCACCUACUGCCUCAAGGGAUUUGGCUUGGGCUUCUGUGAGGCAGGAAGCUGGUUUUGAUGUUUGGGAGGUUUCUCCCUAAUAUGGAGCUAGAGGCUCAAACUGUGGGGAGUGUUCUUCCAAAUGGCCUCCUGGAGGCAGGGAAGUGCUCUUCCUCAGUCCCAUGGUGUUCAGAGACAUGGGACGGGAUAUGGGUCUUAUAAUUGAACAGUAAGUGCUUCUACACCACCACCUGCACCCUUGCCAUGGGACCUCUCUUGGGGGCAUUGUUUAUAGGACAGUUCAGCCCCAGAUCUAAGCACUACUCUGCUGCUCUCAUGUACAUGGCAGAGUUGGCUGCUUAGGUAGAGGGCCUUGCAUCUGUCCUGAAGUGCCACCUGUAAGCCCUGCUGGGUAGUUUAUGUGCCACUCCAGGGGGAAUGGCAUCCCACUGCACCCUUUUACACCUGCCCCCCUUUAGUGGACUAGUUCACCUCCGAAGCUGCCUUUCACACUGCCCCCACUAUCCCCUCUUGCAUAGUUAAUGGAACAGCAGCACCUUGUUAACUCCAAUGGUUCUGGUCACCUGGCUCAUCUGCUAGACUGGCUCCCUAGUUAGCCACAAACUGUAUAGGGGGGAGGCUCUAGGGUCUCGGCACAGCUGUCUUCAGAGGGCAGUGAGGGAACACAGUUCUCAAGCUGCCAUCCUGUUCCUGAUGAGCCUGGUGACCUCCAGUGAGGCAGAGUGGGUAGACGUGGGGAGUACCUGGAAAGGAGCCCACCCGGGCUGGACUGUGGCUGUCCACUCUGCUGGCACUCCACAGGCUGCCAGGACCUAUCCCUUACUCUGGAUGGCACUGGCAACUUGACUGCCCAAACUAGCCAGGGCUGGGGCAGAAAUGGCUCAUGCCUGUGGUUCUGGGACUGUCUGUUGCUACCCCAGAGGAAUGGCCCUUUUGGUAGCCGUAGGCCUCUGCCUGUCCUUUCCCUAGCCUCUAGGACUAAAGCUGGUGAGCCUGAAUGCAGCCGUGGGCACCUCUGCAUCAAACCUGUGGCGUACCGGUCGACGUCUUUGAGGGCCACCGAGAGGUCGGAUCAGGCCAGCGGCCAGCCUGUCCUCA